Messenger RNA from Gasterosteus aculeatus aculeatus (three-spined stickleback), 6415 nucleotides. Lineage: Eukaryota; Metazoa; Chordata; Actinopteri; Perciformes; Gasterosteidae. The record is from RefSeq and is a predicted model, not a curated record.
CCUCAGCCAACCCGGGCUGUGCCGAGCUGCUCCCUGCGGGAUCAGAGCGCUCCCCCGCCGGGACCCUUCUCUCACAUCCCCCUGCUGGGACGCGGCUACAUUUCCAGCCAAGCGCUGCCUGCCUGGGCUUUAUUAUGUGUGUCUGCGCCGCAGCCCCGCCAGCAGAGGCAGGCAGAGGAGGAGAAGGAGGAGGAGGAGGGAGACUGGUAGCCAGAGUCAGGACAAAGAAAAAGCAGGGAGACAGAGGCUAGCGAGGGGUUCGGCUGGUACAGGCAUCGGGCUGCCAUUAAAACUCCUUGUAGUAUUAACCAACAACAACAACAAACAAAAAAAAAAAGAAACGAGAGAGAGAGAGAGAGAGGGAGAAGGCGAGGGAGCGCGUGGGCUGUAGAAGCAGCGGGCUGUUCCGCGCGGGGUGGAGAUGCCGGGGAAGAGCGCAACGUCCAUGCCGCCAGACCGCCAGCGCCGCCGAGUGUAGCGCGGCGGGGACGGGAGCGAGCGCGGGAGGCCGGUCGCCUCGUCGUCGGGGGGGUGGGGGGGUCGGCGCCGCUUUUUUUUUUCCUGGAUGAUAAAAAUCCCAGAACAGACCGAAAUAGUUACGAUAAACUAAAAAACGAAGAAAGCAAGAAAAAAAAAAACAACAACAACAACGGACGAAGCUUGGAGGAGCGCGCGCGAGAAGAGGAGCCACGUUUCGUUUCAUCGGGAGCAAUUUUUCCCCGAGAACAUCCCGCCCCCCUCAUCCCGUCGCCUCGCUUCACCUGGACGGUCACCGGCCGCGCUCACUCCUCCCUCUCCGCAGCGCCCCCCUCCCCUCCCCUCCCCUCCCCGGUCCGCGGGGGCCGGAGGAAGUCGAGAGAAGCGUACCUGCGGAGGGAGACGACCGACCCGACGCGCGCACGCACGGACACACGGAAAGCGGCGCGGCUGCCGCAGUGCAACAGGCGGCGGAGGCGGCGGAGGAGGAGGAGGAGGAGGAGGACGGAGAGCCCGGCGGCGGCGAGCCGAACGGAGGGACAUUUAGAGAAUAAAGGACAUUUGAAACCGCACGGAGGACGAGCUUUCCCCCGCGACCGGCGAUGUCGAGGCGAAAGCAGGCCAAGCCGCGCGCCGUCAAAGCGGUGGAAGAAGGAGAGUCCUCAGAGUGUGGAGGCACCUGGGAUGAAUCAGCUGUCCACACAGAAGUCCCGGCGUGUGACCGAGACACGGACCCCAAAGACGGUCACCGGGCCGGCGGCGAGGACGGGGAAGCCGAGGAUCACGAGGAUCACGACGACGACCUCGACGACGAGUCCAUCUUCACCUGCGACAACUGUCAGCACGACUUCGACUGCCUGGCCGAGCUCACCGAGCACAGAACCAACCACUGCCCGGCCGAUGGUGACGAUGACCCAGCAGGCCUCUCCUGGGUGCCUUCCUCGCCCUCCAGCAAAGACGUGGCGUCGCCCUCGCAGAUGCCCGACGGCUGCUGCGACCUCGGCAUGGCCACCGGCGGCGAGGAGGAGGGAGGCGCCGGCCUGCCGUACCCCUGCCAGUUCUGCGACAAGUCCUUCAGCCGCCUGAGCUACCUGAAGCGCCACGAGCAGAUCCACAGCGACAAGCUGCCCUUCAAGUGCACCUUCUGCAGCCGCCUGUUCAAGCACAAGAGGAGCCGAGACCGCCACGUCAAGCUCCACACAGGCACAGGAGACAAGAAGUAUAGUUGCCAGGAGUGCGAAGCCGCGUUCUCCCGCUCUGAUCACCUGAAGAUCCACCUGAAGACUCACAGCUCCAGCAAACCCUUUAAGUGUAGUGUGUGCAAGCGUGGCUUCUCCUCCACCUCGUCACUGCAGAGCCACAUGCAGGCUCACCGCAAGAACCGAGAGCACCUGGCCCUGAGGAGCGAGCGGGACGGAGGGAAGAAGGGAGCGGGAGGAGACGUCGACCUGGAGCAGGACCUGUACAUGUGCGAUUACUGCGAGGAGACGUUCGGCCUGACGGACGAGCUGGAGAAGCACGUGCUGACCAGACACCCCCAGCUGUCGGACCGGGCCGACCUGCAGUGCAUCCACUGCCCGGAGAUCUUCCUCGACGAGGCUUCCCUCCUCACGCACAUCGAGACGCAGCACGCCAACCGCAAACACAAAUGUCCUGUCUGUUUGGAGCAAUUCCCGUCCGUGGAGGACGUCUACUGCCACCUGGACAGCCACCGCCAGCCGGACUCCUCCAAUCACAGCGCUGCCAGUCCCGACCCGGCGCUGGGCAGCGUGGCCUCAAUGAGCUCGGCCACUCCGGACUCCAGCGCCAGCCUGGAGAGGGGCUCCACGCCGGACUCCACCCUCAAGCCCAGCCAGGGCAUCGAGCGGCUGCGCAGGAGAGGCAUGGAGUCCGUGGACGACAUCGGGAUGACCCUCAGUCACAAAGGUGGAGGGGGAGGAGCCAACUGGGGUAAAGUGACGUACUCUUGCCCGUACUGCUCAAAGAGAGACUUCCACAGCCUGGCGGUGUUGGAGAUCCAUUUGAAGACCAUCCACGCAGACAAGCCGCAGCAGAGCCACACGUGCCACCUCUGCCUGGACACGCUGCCCACGCUCUACAACCUCAACGAACACGUGCGCAAAGCUCACCGUGCCGGCGGAGGGGCCGUGGGCGCGGUGGCGGUGGCGGCGGCGGCGGCGGCUUUCCCCCUGCUGCAGUUUGCCAACGUCACGGCGUUCCACUGUAACUACUGCCCGGACAUGUUUGGAGACAUCAACUCUCUGCAGGAGCACAUCAGGGGGUCGCACUGCCUGCCUGGUGGGAUGGUGGCAGGGUCCACCACAUUAGAAGGGAACCAUGCCUUCUUCUGCAACCAGUGCUCCAUGGGAUUCUUGACGGAGUCGUCGCUGACGGAACACAUCCAGCAGACACACUGCGCCUCCGUCGCGGGGGGCGGCGGCGGCGGCGCUUCAUCCGGGGGGGCGGCGGCCAAACUGGAGUCUCCCGUACUGCAGACGUCGUCGCAGUCCUUCAUGGAGGUUUACUCCUGCCCUUACUGCACCAACUCGCCCAUCUUCGGCUCGCUCCUCAAGCUCACCAAGCACAUCAAGGAGAACCACAAGAACAUCCCGCUGGCCAACAACAAGCGGCAGGCAAAGGUAGCCGACCUGAGCCCCGCCUCCUCCGACAUAGAGGUCUCCUCCCCGAAACGCCACCGGCUGGGCGGGGACCUCACCCCCUCGGCGGGGAGCAACGGCGACUACCCGUGCAACCAGUGCGACCUGCGCUUCUCCAGCUUUGAGGGUUUCCAGGCCCACCUGAAGUCCCACCUGGAGAUGCUGCUGAGGCGCCAGUCCUGUCCGCAGUGCAACAAGGAGGACUUCGAAUCCCAGGAGGCGUUGCUCCAGCACCUGACGGUGCACUACACCACCACGUCGACGCAGUAUGUGUGCGAGAGCUGCGAUAAGCAGUUCUCCUCGGUAGACGACCUGCAGAAACACCUGCUGGACAUGCACACGUUUGUCCUGUACCACUGCACGCUCUGCCAGGAGGUCUUUGACUCCAAGGUCUCCAUACAGGUGCAUUUAGCAGUGAAGCAUAGCAAUGAGAAGAAGCUGUUCCGCUGCACGGCCUGUGCCUGGGACUUCAGGAAGGAGUCUGAUCUUCAGAUCCACGUCAAGCACAACCACCUGGGCCAAAGGUCGGGCCUCCCAGGGGGGCUGGGAGCAGGACUCAAGCCCCGGAAGUGCAUCUUCUGCGGCGACACAUUCGCGACCGAGGUGGAGCUCCAAUGCCACAUCACCACACACAGCAAGAAGUUCACGUGUCGCUUCUGCGGCAAAGCUUUCCAAGCCAUGCCGCUGCUGGAGAGACACCUGAGGGAGAAGCACUGCAUCUUCGACGGCGGCAGCGUCACCGGCAACGGCGGCGGCGCCGGCGCCGGGAGCGGCGGGAGUCACAACGGGACACCCAACGGGCUGGCUCAGACCUCCAAGCGAGGAGGAGGAGGAGGAGGAGGAGGAGGAAGUGGCGGCGGCGGCGGCGCAGGAGGCGCCGAAAGAGCGACGGUAGCGGCGGCCGAACAGGCCGACCUGCAGAACAUGCUGCUGAAGAACGCCGUGGCGGGGGGAGGAGGAGCUGGCCAGGGGGGAGACGCGGCCAACAGCCACGAGGCGAGCGGGGGGGAGGAGGAGCUGGACAACUCGGAGCCCAUGUACGCCUGCGAUAUCUGCGGUGCCGCCUACACCAUGGAGUCGCUGCUGCAGAACCACCGACUGCGCGACCACAACAUCCGACCGGGAGAUGAUGACGCUUGUUCUCGAAAGAAGAAGGCCGACUUCAUCAAGGGGAACCACAAGUGCAACGUGUGCUCCAGGACGUUCUUCUCUGAGAACGGGCUCCGCGAGCACGCUCAGACGCACCGCGGGCCCGCCAAGCACUACAUGUGUCCCAUAUGCGGCGAGCGCUUCCCCUCUCUGCUCACCCUCACUGAACACAAGGUGACCCACAGUAAGAGCCUGGACACGGGUACCUGCCGAAUCUGUAAGAUGCCCCUGCAGAGCGAGGAGGAGUUUAUAGAGCACUGCCAGAUGCACCCUGACCUCCGCAACUCCCUCACCGGCUUCCGCUGCGUCGUCUGCAUGCAGACCGUCACCUCCACCCUGGAGCUGAAGAUCCACGGCACCUUCCACAUGCAGAAGCUCUCCGCCGGCUCUUCGCUGGGAGGAGCCGCGGGAGGAGGAGGAGGAGGAGGCGGGAACGGUGGAGGAGGAGGAGGAGGAGGAGGGAACGGGUCGGCGUCCUCGUCCCCCAAUGGGCAGCUGCACAAGCUCUACAAAUGCGCCUUCUGCCUGAAGGACUUCAAGAACAAAGGGGAGCUGGUGAAGCUGGACGUCAACGGCCUGCCGUAUGGGCUGUGUGCUGGCUGCAUGAGCAGGGGCACGAACGGCCAGAGCCCCAGCCUGGGGGGACCCGCCACGCCGGGGGACGCGCAGGGAGAGAAGGCCGCGGCCGGGCUGAGGUGUCCGGAGUGCGGCGUAAAGUUCGAGAGCGCGGAGGACUUGGAGGGCCACGUCCAGGCCGACCACCCGGAGAUCAGCCCCGAAACCAGCGCGGCAGGAAAGAAGGCCGAGGCUUCGCCUGCACCGAAGAAAAAGACCUACCAGUGUAUUAAAUGCCAAAUGACGUUUGAGACGGAACGGGAGAUCCAGAUCCAUGUCGCUAAUCACAUGAUCGAAGAGCCCACCUGUCGGCCAGAGGAGGGCAUCAAUCACGAAUGCAAGCUGUGCAACCAGAUGUUUGACUCACCCGCCAAGCUGCUUUGCCACCUGAUAGAGCACAGCUUCGAAGGCAUGGGAGGUACCUUCAAGUGUCCCGUCUGCUUCACAGUGUUUGUGCAGGCCAACAAGCUCCAGCAGCACAUUUUUGCCGUCCACGGCCAGGAAGACAAGAUCUACGACUGCUCCCAGUGUCCGCAGAAGUUCUUCUUUCAGACGGAACUACAGAACCACACACUGAGUCAGCACGCGCAGUGAGACCGAGGCCCGGCAGGAUCUCUCGACUCAGCCGGGGCCCCCGACCCGGAGCCGGCGGGGGACUCCCAUCUCCACAACACAGCCAAUCAAAGUGUCAUUUGCUACUCACAUGUAAAACUCUAACGAUCGCGCCACUGGGCGCGGCUAUUAGGAGCAGCGGGGGAAAGGAAUAUUAAUGGGAUGUGCUAUUAAAUGAAGAAAGGAAAAAUUGGGUGAGAGAAACGGUGAGAGCCACGCGACGGAAAGAGAGUGGCGAGGAAAAAAAGGUAUUGUACGUGCAGUAUUUUUUAUUGUCCCCCGCGAACCCCCUCCCGACCAGCCUCUUCCUCCUCUCCUCCCCCGGGUCAGGCGUUUUAUUUUUUUUUUAACAAAUGGAAAAGGAGAAAAAGCAAGAACAUUUUUUUUCUUUCUUUUUAAUAGAUUGUAGCGAAAAAAUAUUUUUCUUUCUUGUCCCCUCGGUUGCUUAUUGUAUUUAACUUCAUAGGUGCCAAUUUUGUUGAUUUCUUUUUUCCGCCAUAAGCUUCUUUGUAUUCAUUUUUGUACCUUUCAUUUCCCGCCGUAAGUAGGUACUUGUGCUGUGUUGUGAUUGUUUGUUUGCCAGUCGUGAAAGAUUCCCAAGCCCCCCCCUGCCCCCCCGCCCCCGAAACUCUCCUUUUUAUGAUUAUUGUUAUAUAUAUUUUUCUUUUUUGUAAUUAUUAUCAAAAAAGUCUCAUCAAAAUAAAGUGCAGAAAACCAUACGGAUGUUUCUUUUUUGGGAUUGGGUUUUCCAGUCUCUAUGGGGCCUAUAAUGGUUAUUGUAUAAAUGAAUAUCAGCGAUUUCAGUGCGUCUGGUCAAUGACUGCUUUUUAAAUGUGAAUUAACCAGAUUGCAAUAAUCUAGUAAAGACAAAAAAAGAUAAAAACAAAUAAAUAAAUGACAAAGAA